AUGUCUUUCAAUUCAUUUCCAAUAAAUCCGAAUGAAACAAUUUCUACGGAUACUUUUCCAAAAAUCGUUGUUAAUAAUACUAAUAAUGGUUUUAAACAACCACCGCCAUUACAUGCACGUUUAUUAUGUGAAUUAAUUGGUACUUGUCUUUUCAUAUUUUUUGGUGCUGGAUGUGCAGCAAAACCGCAUGAUCUUUUAACGGUAUCUGCUGCACAUGCACUUGUUACUGUAUGGCUUGUCUAUGUAUUUGGACCUGUAUCUGGUGGUCAUUUUAAUGCAGGAGCUACAAUAGCCUUUGCUGUCAAUGGAAAAAUGAAAAUUAUAGAAAUUAUUGGUUAUCUAGUAGCUCAAGGAAUAGGUUCUAUACUUGCUGGUGCAUUACUUCUUUGUCUUUAUGGUACUGGUACUUCAUUAGGUACACCAGGACUUCAACCAGGUGUAACAGUUAUGCGAGGAUUUGCUAUAGAAUUUAUCUGUACAGUAAUUCUUUCAUUUGUUAUCUUCUUUACUACAUCGUAUAAUACAUAUAAAGAGGCAGCUUUUCCAAUUGGACUUGUUGUCUUUUCAUCGUUUUUGCUUGGUGCUGAUCGAGAUGGUGCUGCAUUAAAUCCAUGGCGAUGGUUCGGUCCAGCUGUAGUUUCGAACACGUUUCAAUCAACAGCAUGGAUCUAUGUAAUUGGUCCUAUUGGUGGAUUUCUUUUUGGUUAUAUACUCUUUCGUCUUUACAAGUUAUUGUGGAACGGAAGAGCUAGUUUUCAAAUCUAG
Molecule: messenger RNA, 765 nt
Organism: Rotaria sordida
Lineage: Eukaryota; Metazoa; Rotifera; Eurotatoria; Philodinida; Philodinidae
Source: the annotation of a GenBank genome assembly